Miscanthus lutarioriparius is the source of this 1542-nucleotide messenger RNA. The record is from the annotation of a GenBank genome assembly. NCBI's taxonomy places the organism in Eukaryota, Viridiplantae, Streptophyta, Magnoliopsida, Poales, Poaceae.
AUGAAGACGGUAGCUCUGAGCUGGAGCUCCCUGGGCUCGCUCGUGGCCACGACAAUGGUGGUGCGCACGGCGGUGCGCGACGUGCUCCCGCCGGAGGCGCACGGCGCGCUGCGGGCGCUCGUGGCGCGCGCCGCGGCCGCCUUCGCCCAGCCUCCCGACACCAUCGUGGUGCACGAGACGGACGCCAACGGCGUGCCCAACGAGCUCUACGACGCGGCGCAGCUCUACCUCGGCGCGUGCUGCCUCGCGUCGGCCCCGGCGCUGCACCUCCACAAGGCGCACGGCGCGAGCGACGUCGUGGCGUCGCUGCCGGACGACCACACCGCGUGGGACACGUUCCGCGGGGUCCGUGUCCUGUGGGCGUCGCGGCGCGCGGAGUCGAACGGCGCCUACUCCCCGUCCGGGUUCUUCGGCGGCGGGGGCGGCGGCUGGUCGGGCGGGUUCAGCUACCCGGUCGGCAGAGGCGGAGGCGGCGGGCAGCAGCAGCAGCGGUGCCUGGUCCUCCAGUUCCCGCGCCGCCACCGCGACGUCGUGCGCGACGCGUACAUCCCCCACGUCCUGGACGUGGCCACGAGGCUGCGGCUCAAGAUGAGGGAGCGGAAGCUCUACACCAACAGCGGCUACUGCGGCGGCGGACCGGACGCCCACGGGACGCUGUGGUCGUCUAACCGGUUCGCGCACCCGUCCACGUUCGACACGCUCGCCAUCGACCCGGCGCUCCGCGACGGCAUCCGCGCCGACCUGCUCCGCUUCAUGCGGCGGCGGGAGCACUACGCGCGCGCCGGCCGCGCCUGGAAGCGCGGGUACCUGCUCCACGGCCCGCCGGGCACGGGCAAGACCAGCCUCAUCGCGGCCAUCGCCAACCUCCUCGAGUUCGACAUCUACGACCUGGAGCUCACCACGGUGCAGUCCAACACCGACCUCCGGAGGCUGCUCGCCUGCACGCGCCCCAAGUCGCUGAUCGUUGUCGAGGACAUCGACUGCUCCCUCGGCCUCCUCGACCGGACGAGGACUGACGAUGCCGAACGGGACAAUGCGCCGCCGCGCCAUCUCACCAUGUCGCGAUUCCCGCCGAUGGGAGGAGGCCCAGGGAUGUACGGGGAGAAGAUCAGCCUGUCCGGCGUGCUCAACUUCGUGGACGGGCUCUGGUCGUCGUGCGUCGGGGAGCGUCUCAUCGUGUUCACCACCAACCACGUCGACCGCCUCGACCCGGCGCUGCUGCGGCCCGGUCGGAUGGACCGGAAGAUCAAGCUCGGCUACUGCAAGGGCCCCGCGCUGCGCGUGCUCGCCAGGAACUACCUCGGAGACUGCGGAACUGCCGGCGACGACGGCGAUCACGAGCCGACUAAUGGUGACCACAGGUACGAGCAGCUGAUCGGAGAGGCGGAGAGGUUGCUGGAGGAGGUGCACUUGACGCCGGCCGACGUCGCGGAGGUGUUCAUGGGCUGCGACGGCGACGGUGCCCUCGCCGCGCUGCAGAAGCUCGUCGACGAUCUCAUCAGCAAGAGAGUUGUUGAGGAAUGCGCAGCGAGCGACGUGUGA